Molecule: messenger RNA, 6170 nt
Organism: Chiroxiphia lanceolata (lance-tailed manakin)
Lineage: Eukaryota; Metazoa; Chordata; Aves; Passeriformes; Pipridae
Gene: KBTBD3
Product: kelch repeat and BTB domain containing 3
Exons: 3
Coding region: 346-2190 (614 amino acids)
Molecular function (GO): protein binding
Source: RefSeq, a predicted model, not a curated record
CCUAUCGGCGUGCGGGAGGGACGGAAGGCCCCGCCCCCGAGGCACCACGACCAGUCCGAUGUCAGAGCACCCCAUGAGUGACAGGGGAAUGCGCCAGGUACCGGCCUAUCAGGGGAAAGGCGGUGCCUGCGGCGGAGCUACACCCGUGGUGCCGUCAGGGAGGAACCAGCUCGCGGAGAUGGGCGGGCUCUGCCCUGGAUUGACGGCCGGCGGAGCCAUUCCGAGCGCAAGGAGCGACAGAAUGACACCAGAAGGCUCCAAUCUGUUGGUGCGACUGCAGCGGAGGGUGGGCCAGAGCGGUCGGUGAGCUACGGAUGUUGGCUGCAGGAAUAGAUUGAAGAAAACAUGGCCAAUCAACGGGAUUACAUUAGCAGACCUAUUUGCAAUGGGAUUUCUGUUCCUGAAAAUAAAAUCAAUUCCUUAGUGGCUGAAGGUCAUGGACAACAGAUUCUAAAAGUACUACAAAAGUUCAGAGAACAAAAUAUAUUUUUUGAUUUUAAAAUUGUCGUGAAAGAUGAAAUAAUUCCCUGUCAUCGUUGUGUACUGGCAGCAUGCAGUGAUUUUUUCAGAGCCAUGUUUGAAGUUAAUAUGAAAGAACGAGAUGAUGGCAAUGUUACUAUUAGUAAUCUAUCACCUAAGGCAGUGAAAGCUUUUCUUGAUUACGCUUACACAGGAAAAACAGAGAUAACAAAUGAUAAUGUGGAAAUGCUCUUCCAACUGUCAUCAUUUCUUCAAGUUUCACUCCUUUCCAAAGCUUGCAGUGACUUUCUAAUAAAAAGUAUUGAUCUUGUGAAUUGCCUACAGUUGCUUUCUCUAUCAGAAAGUUAUGGGUCCAUCCGCUUGUUUGAUCAUGCGCUAGAUUUUGUACAGCACCACUUUUCAUUGCUGCUCAGGUCAAGUGAUUUUUUGGAGAUGAAUUUUGAAAUAUUACAAAAAUGUCUUGAGGCUGAUGAGCUAAAUGUCCCUGAGGAAGAAUCAGUGUUGAAAGCUGUCCUCCAGUGGACCAAACACAACUUAGAAACACGGCAGAAAUACCUGCCUAAUUUAAUUAAAAAAGUGAGACUACACCAGUUACCUGAAAAGACUUUGCAGGACUUUCUGCAUUCUGAAGAACACUUACUUAAGAGUGCUAAUUGCUCAGUAAUAAUCAGUGAUGCAGUUAAAAGUGUGCAAAACUUCAGUGGACUGUUUCCAGAUGCACGUCCUUCAACAACAGAAAAAUAUAUAUUUGUUCAUAAAACUGAUGAAGAUGGAGAAAACAGACAUACAUUCUGCUACAACAUCAAAACAGAUAAAUGGAAGGAACUACCACAUACACACAUGAUUGAUCUGCCAGGGUCAAGUUUAUCUAGCUAUGGAGAAAAAAUAUUUAUAACUGGAGGAUGCAAGGGGAAUUGUUACAGGACCGUCAGGCUUCAUAUUGCUGAACCGUUUCAUGAUGCCACUGACCAAACCUGGUGCUACUGCCCAGUCAGCAAUGAAUUCUCCAUAGUGUCAGCUAUGAAAAAACCAAGGACAAUGCACACAUCUGUUGUAACCUUAAAUCAGCUCUUUGUAAUAGGUGGAAAGACCAGAGGAGCUCAAGAAACUCGAAGUCUUUUGGAUGUGGAAUCCUAUAAUCCUCUUUCCAAAGACUGGAAAUCUGUAAGUCAAUUACCAAGAGGUAUCUACUAUCCAGAAGCAAGUGCAUGUCAGAACAUAAUUUAUGUCCUUGGCUCAGAAGUAGAGAUUACUGAUGCCUUUAAUCCAUCUCUUGACUGUUUCUUUAAGUAUAAUGCCAUGACUGAUCAGUGGUCUGAGCUUGUAGCAGAAUUUGGGCAGUUUUUCCAUGCAACUCUAAUCAAAGCUGUUCCAGUGAACUGCACAUUGUACAUAUGUGAUCUCUCCACUUACAAGGUCUACAGUUUUUGCCCAGAAACCUGUGUUUGGAAAGGGGAAGGAUCUUUUGAAUGCGCUGGCUUUAAUGCAGGGGCAGUUGGGACAGAAGACAAAAUUUAUAUACUAGGUGGUGAUUAUGCUCCAGAAGAAAUCACAGAUGAAGUCCAAGUCUACCAUAGUAGUAGGUCUGAGUGGGAAGAAGUUUCACCAAUGCCAAGAGCCUUAACUGAGUUUUACUGUCAGGUCAUUCAGUUUAAUAAAUAUAGGGACCCCUGGUCACCUGUACUGACAAUUUGCUCUGGAGAAUUUUGAAACUCCUGAAUCAACAGAAUCUAUUUAAAUGCACAAGUUUUAGAUCAGAUUUUUAAGUAUUCAUUUACAGAUGGAGAAAUAUGUACCUGUUUGUUUAAAUCUUCAGUUUAAAUUGUAUGUUGUAGGAUUGCUUUUGGAAGAGUCCAUUAACAUGUCAUUCAUGCUAGUUAUUACAUACAAAGUAUUAAUUUUGUAUACAACUCUUCUCUGUAAUUAAUAAUUUUGAAAAUUAUGUUACUUUUCAAAAAAGAAUAGUCAUGACGAAUUCAUUGUGUAAUAUGUGCCAUUAUUUCUAUAAUAUUCACAGUUGUCCCAGUAGACAAAUUGCUAAAUGAGAAAAUUGACUGUGAUACUGUUUCCCCUAUGUAACUUAAGUUUAAAAAAAAAUCUACAUUAGUUGUUGUUUUAUUUAGAUUUUUUAUAUUCAUAAAACUGUAAGAGGAAUUAAUUGUCAACUUUAUCUUAUCAGAAUGACCUUAGCAAGGGCAAGAGCCAAAGUGACCUUCACAGCAUUAAAACCAGGUAUCUAACUUGAAGAGACUGAUAAUUGCUAUCAUCUUACUUCAGCUCUUCAGUUUUACCCGUUUUUCUCCAUCCUUGUGCCUUAGUAGUAGCUCUGUUUUCUGUUUCCAUCCCGUUACCUGUAGCAAGAUAAACUUCAAUAACAUACUGCAGAGUGGGCAAGAUUUCUACAGGAUGGAUGGUUCAUGUGAUAUCUUUGUUUCGGUCAUGUUGUUAACUAAAGAAAAAACCCUUCAGGAUGUUUUCUAACAGAAGUCUUCCAGCUCUGAAGUCUCCAAUGCUACCUACCAAGCAGUCACCAGGCUGCUUAUAGCAGCAAGCUGUAAAAUAAAUUGCAGUUGUUGCUUUGGUUAACUAUGGGAGAAGUUUGUAUCUUGUCAUACAUCAAAUACAAAGUUACAAAACUACACCUGUAUUAAAAGUCAAAGUAAAUAGUAUUUCUGAGGUGAAAGAUCUUCUGGAGUGGUUUAAAUGAAUUAAAACACUUGUACUUCAUGGUCAUUUUAAGUGUUAAAAUAUUACACAGUAAACACUACAUAAUAUAUUGCCUGAUAAACUUUCAGUAGUCAUCUAUUAUAAUGUUAAAAUUGUAAUGGACUUUUAGUAUUAAUAUUAAUCUAGGCAUACAUCGUGAAGUAAAUUUGAUCUCAUGCUUACAAAGGGGGCCCUCUUUCUGACAGGAGAACAGUGAAAUUAGCUAGCUUUCAUAAAUUCAUUUGUAAUCUUCUACAGCCUGAGAAUUUUCUUUUUGUACUAGGUACUCAAAUAAGACACUGAGAGCCCUUAUGUUCCUUAUAAAUAUCAUGUAAGCAGUAAGGUUAUCCUAUGCCAGACAGAAUGGUUUUAAACAUCUAAGCAUACCUUUUCCAAGCAGUUUAAAAAUUAAUAAAGUUUAGUGAGGCAUCUGAAACAUCUUUCAUGACUUGAGACGACUGUGCCAAGUUCAUUAUCACAUCACUACUGCAUGUACUUUUUGCAAAACUCAAGCUCAAUAUUAAUGCUUAAAGCUUAAUAUUGCCUAGAACAUACUUCUGUUUUAAACAGUAAACAAUGGAAUUCUGGGAUUAAUUCUAUAAUUUGUUAUCAGAUACCUUUAUAAAUUUACAUAACGUUCAUUAUAACUGUUUUCAUAAGUACAUAAAUUAAAAUUAUUCCGAUUUGGGGAACAUAAUAAUAGAGAAGAACCCUUCCACUCAAUAAUUCAUUUGUAUUAAGAUGUGUGUCAGUUCUGUAGAAGUAAAUAGCUGCUUGUUACAAUAUUUCAGGCAACUUCCACAUUUAUUUUGCUUUUUUGCAUAGUGAAUCUCCAAAUCAUAUUGUAACUACAAUUAGCUAGGUAACCUCUACAAUCAUCUUAUGGAAAUGUAAAUAUUUUUAUAUUGGAACACAACUUUUUAUUAGUACAAAGCAAAUGUAUUGAGUAGUAUUGAGUAGAGAGAGGAAGAAUACUAUUCCUGCUUACUGAAACUCUAGGAGAAAAAUAAGACACACAGGAGAAGAGUAGUGUUAGUAUUAAUAAAAGCUACUCAGCAUAGCUUAGAGACUUCAUUGACCAUUAAUUAUUGCAGCUUGUCACAUCAGAAUAUAAGGCCCAGUUCUCUUUUGCUUGUUUAUUUGUGUUGGUUUUAUACCUGAGUAUUGUGAGAAUGGAGUUUAUGCAAUGACAGAAGUAACAUACUAUACCCAUAGUACAGGGGUAUAAAUAGCUAUGCAAAUUGGAAGAGACUAGACAAUUGCAAGGGUUUUUUAAUUGCCACUGUCAUGACCAAAUUGCUGGAUCACAUAAACAGCGAGUGAGUCAGUCAGUAAUUCAGGUGAUACUCUUUCCCCUAAGUUUUUUGUUACAGCAGCUUUUUUUGGCAGUCUUCCAUCCAGCUACUUGCUCUAUAUAUAAUACUCUAGCAUAGGACAUCAGACAGAGCAAUGACAUAUGAUAUAAAUUAGUGUGGAUAGUGAAAACUGAAUGAAGCUUAAUUUGGAAAAUAGACAUGCUUCUUUAAUAUUCUACGCUACACUUGCACAGGAACUAAUGUCAGUUCCCAGUUUGACAGAUCAUUCAUGGAUUUCACAUGAUGUGGAGUUGAGCUUUUUUACUCAGUGAUCAGGAAAUAGUGUAGUAGUGUCAAUUACUUUGUAGCAUUGCUUACAGAAAAGUUACUGUGAAAUAAGACUGAUUUUCUUCAGUUAGGCAGGGAAGCCUGUAUUACAGAUCUCACAAAAGGAAAGAAGGUCAUUUGCUACAAUUCCGCAGACAAAGUAUUAAAUCUGGUAGCAGAAUGGAAUGCAGAAGAAGCUGUGUUAGAAAGUUAUGGUUAAAAAUAAGGCUUUCUGAUAGAAUUAAAAGCCUAUAUUCCAAACCCUGUGAUUGAUUGCUAAAGAUGUAAGAAAUCUCAAUGAACUCAGCUACACUGACUAAUAUGGAUUAUUUGCAUGAAUAACUGCUGUAGGUCUGGAUCAAAUAGAUUUUUCAUUCUACUUUACACAGCUGUUAUGCAAUUUAAAAAAGGUCAGAAAGUCAGUACAGAGCGAGUUUUUCUAUAUCUUUUCUGACUUUUCAAAGCUCACAGUACUUUAUGAAAAAGUACCUUCCUUAAAAAAUAGUUGAUGACUAAUGAUUACCAGUGUUCUCACUGAAAUAGAGUAAGAUGUUUAAAACAAAUUGCAUGUAAAGUUAUAAUUACUAUUUGCACUUAAACGAUGUAACCAAAACAUUUCUAAUAGUAUUCUAUUUUAUGUCACAGAACACGUUAUAGGCAUGACCAGUAUAAUAUACAUGGAGAUAAUAUAUAUUAUAUGUGGGAUUUUAAUAUCCAGUGAUGAUUAUAUUGGAUAAUCUUAAUUUUUAAAGAAUGCUAUCAAAACAUUUAGCACUUUGAUAAUGUUAUCACACUGGUUUAAUUGUUAAAAUAAAUAUCAGUUAUUCAGAUGUUGAUUAUGUUUGCACAGACCUGAUGAUUAUUAUUUAUUUACUAAUUUUUGGUUUUCUAUAUUCAAAAUACAUUUUUAGUAAGUCAGUUUAUUCUUGUUAAAAAUUUAUUAUAUGCACUAAAUGGAGUAGAUUUAACAGGUCAGAUUUAUUUAUGGUAUUACUCCAUGAAGAAAGCUGUUUACCUCCUCUGGUUAGUAUUAGGUAGUAGGCAAAGUAUAGGCUGUAGAACAUGCUGACUGCAAUUUGUAAUGUGGAGUAUAAUUGUAGAUGUUUCUGUUUGUAGGUGACCAACAGGAGGCAGCAUAAGAUCUAUUUUAAUUAAAACAGCCUGUAAACAAGGGUAUAUUUCACAUUAUUUAUAGUUGACCACUAUGCUCAAUUUACUUUUUUUUCCUUCUAACAUCCAAUAAAGCAUAGAGAUCACUAACAUUUUGCUGCUGCCUGGGCUCUGCUGAUAUGUGGAAAGUAUGAUACUACAUGUUUGCCAAGAUGUUUGUUCUUUUGUGAAUAAAAGCACUGAGCAACCAAA